Molecule: messenger RNA, 933 nt
Organism: Malassezia japonica
Lineage: Eukaryota; Fungi; Basidiomycota; Malasseziomycetes; Malasseziales; Malasseziaceae
Exons: 5
Coding region: 1-933 (310 amino acids)
Source: RefSeq, a predicted model, not a curated record
AUGCUGUCGUUUGUGUUUCCGCCUCCGUGCGAAUGGGAUCCGGCCAAGGACAUGCCUGACCAGACCGGCCGUGUCGCCAUUGUGACAGGAGGGAACUCGGGUAUUGGGUUUGAGAUCGCGCGGUGGCUUUUGCGGAAGAAUGCCAAGGUAUACAUUGCGUCCCGCAGCGAGCAACGUGCCAACGUCGCCAUCAAGAAGUUUAAGGAGGAGGGCCUGCCUGGCGAUGCCAUUUACAUGACCCUGGACCUCGGGAGCCUGGUGAGCAUCAAGAAGUUUGUUAUUAGCUUCUUGGCCCGCGAGCAGCGCCUCGACCUUCUCUUCAAUAAUGGCGGCAUUACGAAUUUGGACCUCCACGCUACGACAGUCGAUGGUUACGAAACGAAUAUGGGAAUCAAUGCUCUGGGGCCGCACUAUCUCACGCAGCAGUUAAUUCCGGCGCUGGUUGCUUCCUACAGAACCACGCCAGAAAACCCCCCUCGGGUAUGCUUUACGUCCAGCCUGUUGCACCGCGGCGCGUCAGCCAAGGGCUUUGACCCCGAGGACCCCUCGGGCCUCAAGGCACCGCGUCCCUUUGGGCUGGCGCCCCAAAUGCGCGCGUACGGUUCGAGCAAAUUUGCCAACAUCCUCUCGGUCAAGAAGCUGGACCGCCAGUACGGCCCCGACGGCAUUGUCUUUACCGCUGUGCACCCCGGUGGGCUGCGUACGGGAAUCUUGAAGGACAGUCCGGGCCUGUUUGGCGCCGCGCUACGACUCACGUCCCAGCUCUUUUUCUACCCGCAGGAAAUGGGCGCACUGACGCCGCUCUACGCAGGCACCGCCCCCGAGACGGCGAAAAAGGGCGGACGCUACUUUGCCUCGUGGGCGCGCGAGGUGGAGCCCAUGACGCUGACAGAGCACGAAGGGAUCCAAGAUGCAUUGUCCAAGCACACGUAA